This is a messenger RNA of Diaporthe citri, 201 nucleotides long. RefSeq lists its product as uncharacterized. The transcript is spliced from 2 exons. The record is from RefSeq and is a predicted model, not a curated record. Lineage: Eukaryota; Fungi; Ascomycota; Sordariomycetes; Diaporthales; Diaporthaceae. Bases 1 to 201 code for a protein of 66 amino acids.
AUGGCGAAAGGAUAUGAUUUUCUUAUAGUCACAGCCGAAAUCCCGGUCGUAAUCUUGGACGAGUUCGUGCCCAACAUCAACACGGACAACCCUAGCGAAAAGAUCAUCUGGAAAGUUGUGGCUGCUAAGUGUACCUAUCCCUACGACCUUAUCAGCCUCGCGCUCUCGCCAGGCACUAAGUUCCUGGCUACCAGCGACUAA